This is a messenger RNA of Colletotrichum chrysophilum, 888 nucleotides long. RefSeq lists its product as uncharacterized. Bases 1 to 888 code for a protein of 295 amino acids. Gene Ontology annotation, biological process: RNA splicing. Lineage: Eukaryota; Fungi; Ascomycota; Sordariomycetes; Glomerellales; Glomerellaceae. Gene Ontology annotation, cellular component: precatalytic spliceosome. The transcript has a single exon. The record is from RefSeq and is a predicted model, not a curated record.
AUGGUUCGUGGACGCGAUAGCCGGCAAGGCUGGGACGAGACAGACCGACGCAGUCGUCAUGGCGGUGGAGGCCGCGAUGGAGGCCGCGAUAGAGCCCGCGACAGCUACCGAGAUCGCGACGCUAGACGCGAUGACCGCGAUAAGAGAGACGACCGCGACCGAAGAUACAGAUCCAGAUCUCGUGACAGACGCGACAGAGACCAACGCCCCAGAUCUAGAGACAGAGAGAGGGAUCGUCCUCGCGACGAUCGCGACGCCGGAAGACCGCCCAGGAGAGAUAGGGACGGAUGGCAGGACCGAGACGACCGGCGGCGUAGAGACGAUGAUCGCGGAGAUGACAAGCCGUCCAGACGGCGAGACGAGGAGGAUGAAGCUCGUCGUGAGUUGCAACCCAGCGGUCCGCACUAUUCCUGGCAGAAAGCUAACGUAGUCACGGCAGCACCACCUCGUGACAAGGACCGUAGAAGAUCAGCGUCGCCCCGUCGAAGCGCUAGCCCGCCCCCAACCCGCCGCGAUGGAAGAUACACUGAGACUCUUCCCACGCGCACAUUAGGAAAGAGCAAGAAGGAGCAGCACACCAUGUCUUUCAAGAUGGGACGCCACGACUCGCCGCAAGUCGACAGUGGACGCGACAGCGAGCGCGGUGAUACACCGAUGACAGGUCGGGAUGAUCGAGACGAUGGGGAUGACGAGCCCGAGCCUGAGGUCGAGGGCGACGAUAUGGACGCCAUGCAAGCUAUGAUGGGCUUUGGCGGCUUCGGCACGACCAAGGGACAAAAGAUUGCGGGCAACAAUGUCGGCGCUGUGAGGAAGGAGAAGAAGACGGAGUAUCGCCAGUACAUGAACAGACAGGGUGGCUUCAACCGGCCCCUUAGUCCCAGUAGGUAG